UCUCCAGAAUUUCCCCAUUGCUCAACUUUGUGGCCCAAUUAUACAUGAGAGAGUGAUGUGUGUCUUCGGAGCGUGUUGAACACUGACAUUCUCCAUGAAGAAGCUGUGAGGAAUAGAAUAUAACAUUCUUGUGGCAUCUCUUCAGCUCAACUCUCAGCAUUCUGUAGUGACAUUGAAUAGCUGUUUCCUGCUUGUACAUGACAGUGUCUUUUCUGAUCCCAAACCAAACCACUGCCUGCCCCUUGGUCUUAUAUACUGAUACUGAAUUUCUAUCCAGUUCUACAUAAUUCCAGAAGACAAUGGAAAAGUAUACAGAAUCGCCACCUACCUUAAAGGCAGAGACUUCCUUGUUGAAAGGAGAUAACCUGAUUGUACCAUCACAAAUGCAGCACCCAAAUGAUGAUAACCCCACUUUAAGAGAGCAAGUUGUGCCUGUCCCGAAUACCCCAGUGAUAUCUGUACCCUACUCAGGCAACCAUCUUCCUCAAUUUCAUGGUAAGCCAACCAGUGCCACAGGGUUUCUUGCUCAGGUAACUACCUAUUUGACAGCUCUCAAGAUUUCCAAUCCUGCAGAUGAUGCCCGAGUCAAGCACUUUUUUGACUACCUAUCUCAGCAGAUGCAAAGUUGUGAUGUCGUUUCUGAGUCCAACCAGAGUAAUCUAUUGAAACAAUAUGAAAACUUGCUUCUUGAGUUACAGCAGUCAUUUGGUGAACCCAUGAAACAAGAAAUUACCCUGCCUCUGAAUGUUAAGGUUAACAGUAGAGACAACAAUCAGCAGGAUGCUACUGCUUUCCAAGUUCUUCCUCAAAAUCUGAGUUAUAGUGAGACCAGUCAGAGCAACAACUUCCAAAAGGAACAAACUGAGCCUACCCAGGAUGAAGAAAUCACAGAUAUAAUGAGCAAUCUACCAGAUUUGGUCACUCAGUGCAUUCAGCUAGACAAAAAAUACAAAGACAGGCCAGAACUCCUACAGUCAGAAAGUCAGGUUCCAAUGUUCUCGUCCACAAGCAAUCACCACCAAUCCUUCCUCAGUCCCAUAGGUCUACAAGCCAAGGAUGAGCCCAAGCAAAAUCAGGGAGCCCAACUGCCCGUCACCCCAGCCAAGAGAGCCCGCCAGCAAGAAACUCAGUUAUGUCUUUACUGUAGCCAGGCUGAUCAUUUCACAAGAGAAUGCCUUGCUAAACGUUCUCGAACUCCAGCAAGGAGAAAAAUGUAGCUCACAAGUAAAAGGAGUAUAGGAAAUCACUUUGUAAACACAUAGCCCUUUCACCAUUGGCCUUAGUGAUUUAUUAACUUUCACAAAUUGCAAAAUACAAAUGAGUUGCUGUGACAUCAUCUUAAAAACAAGCACGAAUAUUUAUGUUGCCAGGAAUUUAAACAACUGGAAAUUGUUGGUUGGAAGAUGGCCCCUGACCAAACUUGACACAGCAACAAUGAUGAAGACAACGAACAGGAACUUUCUAGUUAUGGCCAUUUUUUUCAAGAAUUUUGAAAUUUUGCAGAUAAAAGUCUCUCCAGUCUGAGUCACACAUACAAAAUAUUAACACUAACGAUAUAUUGAGUUUCACUUCCUUACCAAUGAAGGGAAAUCUUGGUUGACUCUGAUGGUUCAAGUCCUAUAGCUUGUGUGUCUAGGACAGAGUCCAAAGCUUUUAUCUUCUUUACUGACCUGUGUCUUAGUUAUUUACUUGUUCAGGUUCUUUGCGAUCAUAGUGGCAUCAUCAUAUCCUACCAAUAUUCUUGUCAUUGAGAGACUAGAAUCUGAAUUCUGUUCUGCCUAUUAAUCAGAAUAUAGUGCUGAUACAAGCCAAUCUUACUGGACCUGAAUAUCUACUACCUUUCCAUGAAACUAUAUAUUUUGUUUCCAUCUAAAGACACCUACUUAUCCAACCUGUUGAACUUCUUGACUAUUGGCAAAUCAGAUUUUAUCAUCAUUUGAACUGAGUACUGCUUAAUCACUGGCACCUUUCUUUGAGGAAUAGCCUUUUUGGUAAUUAGCAUACUUUAAAUCCGCCAACCCAAGCUUAGUCAUAUCUAUACUAAUGUUUCUAUUUGAGACUUGAACAUAUCGAUGGCUAAGUCUUAUGGUUUAGGAUAAGAAACAACUAAGUUAUUUGUAAACUGUUGUUUAAGGUGUAAUAUUGUAGUUACUUAACAGCAGCACAUUCUUGCUACCUGAAUAGAGACAAAUCUCCACCAAGAGCUCAUUUUCCAGCCUGCAGUAGUUGUGAUUUUCUAGGCCUCACCAUUUAAAAACACUGCCAAUUGCUACCAAACUAUAUUCUAAUGGACCACCUUUGGGUGUUGUCAUCUAAUUGAGGACAUCAGAAAGCAAUGAGAUGACAUGGAACUUUUGCAACCAACUCAUCUGAAAAACCCUGUGCAUAUACAUUAACACCAUCUGUGCACAAAACUCAAGAACUGGGGUGUUCUUUUGCUUGUCUUGUACUCUUGGCACACAUCAGCUCUGUGUAUAAAUAGAUGGUGUAGAUGAUGCUUCUGCAAAAAGUGGAAUGAUGUGCUAGAAAGGCACAACUUCUUAGAAAUGUUAACAUCUAAUGUUGCUCAGUAUUUGCUGGUAAUUGUCAGUUCUUUGUUCCUUGCUUGUCGGUGCUGAUGUAGUUCUCUGUAAUGGAUCUUCUGAAGAUCACUCAUUGAAUAUUCCUUAGUAGUCACCAAGGUCUCUGAGAACAUGAAGUGCCAUUGCACUUUGGUCUUGAUCCUGGAGAGUUGUGCUUAUUUUUCAAUACUGAAUCCCAUAUUGAGCCUUACUGCUCUCAUCUUGUUGUACCAAGAAUAUCUCUUCAUCCAUCAGUGCCUCACUAACCACUGUGUCAGUCCCUACUUGCAUUCACAAGCACUUAGUUCUUUUGUCAGUAGCUUGUGUUAUAUCUACAUUACUCUUUAAACUGCCAUAGUAAGAUGAUAUGAAUAUACAUACUUGGAUUGUGCUAUGAAAUCCCCUUUGCAAUACUGAGAUUGUAUGAGAAA
Messenger RNA from Myodes glareolus (Bank vole), 2992 nucleotides. It is a transcript of the gene Rtl4, whose product is annotated as retrotransposon Gag like 4. Lineage: Eukaryota; Metazoa; Chordata; Mammalia; Rodentia; Cricetidae. The record is from RefSeq and is a predicted model, not a curated record.